Molecule: messenger RNA, 2319 nt
Organism: Pieris macdunnoughi
Lineage: Eukaryota; Metazoa; Arthropoda; Insecta; Lepidoptera; Pieridae
Source: the annotation of a GenBank genome assembly
AUGCAGAUGUCCAAUUCACGCGCUCAAAAAAUACUGCAAUUGAGCAUGCAAAAUGAACAGCAUGAGCUUGAUGAAACCAAUAACCCUGACUCUGUUUUGUUUGUUAAUAACCAGUUCCCAAAACCCUACGACACUUUGGUUGAUAGCGUAGCUUCUAAUUCUGCUUCAUCGACUUACUUUGAUAAUGGCUACAUUGACUGUAUUGAAAAUGAACAGCCUGGCGUGCAGUACACAUAUACCCCUCAAUUGCUCGGCAAUAACAUUUCCGAUAAUCAAAGUUGUUUUAAGACGCAGACAUAUUAUGAAAUAGUUGAGAAUGUUGUUAUUGAAGACAUGAUUCCGCCCGAAACAGAACAACUCAGUCCAAGUUUGCUAUAUCCUCACCUUUCACCAUCACUUAACUACAAUCCUGAAAAUGCCUCUAAUAGUUUUGAACCAACUCAUGCGUACCCCUCUACAAGUAAUGACAAUUUGAUCGUUCCUUUGACACAGGAAGAACUAACAGCUCAUGAAAGUAUACCUCAAAUCCCAACUGCCUGUCCUGAAUUAAUGAAUAAAUUAGUUGAUUACAGUGAUUCUGAUUCUGAACCGGAUGAACCGGUAAUAAAAAGAAAGAAAAGGUGUCAAGUAAAAAAGGAAGAUUGGAGUAGUGAAGUUAAUAAAAAGAAUAGAGAAAAGGGUAAAGAAUAUUGCGGUAAGAAAAAAGUUGAUGGAGAGUGGAAAAAAAAUAUAAAGAAACCAAAAAAGGUUUUGAAGCCUCGGUGUAGUUGUAAGGAAAGGGGAAACAGUGUUAUUCAGUGUCAUAGUAUUUCUGAAGAUGACAGAAAAAUAUUAUUUGAUAAAUUUUGGAAAUUGACUUGGGAUGAAAAACGAGUUUACGUUGAUAAUUUAGUAAAAAUUGUACAUACAAAUAGGCAAAGAGAUAGGAAGGAUCCUCAAAAAUCUAAAAGAGUUAACACUUUUAUUUACCAUCUAAAAAAAGGUGAAGAUAUGAUUAGAGUCUGUAAAACGUUAUUUCUAAAUACUUUAUCCAUUGGUAAAUCGUGUAUCUGGGGUUGGAAGAUUGAAGUUACAGGAAAGAAUACGGAUGAAAAAUUACCAGAAACUCCUCCCAGAAAGCCAUUUGACCAAGAAAUUAAAAUGUUGCAGGAGUUUUUAGAUGAGUUACCUAAAAUGCCUUCACAUUAUUGUAGAAAAAGGACAACCCAGACAUAUAUACAACCAGACAUUUCAUCCAAACAGCAACUUUAUAAAAUAUAUACAGACUAUUGUGCAUCAAAACACAAAAAAGCACUAUCUAUAGCCACUUUUACAAACACCCUAACCAUACAAAAAAUAGCUUUAUUUAAACCGAAGAAAGAUUUGUGUGACAUCUGUAAUGGAUACAAGCUGGGCCAUGUUACCAAAGAGACUUAUGACGACCAUGUAAAUAAAAAGAACGAAGCGAGAAUGGAAAAAGAAUCUGAUAAAGAAAAAAAGGAAUUUGUCUUUAGUGCAGACCUACAAGCAGUACUUUUAGCGCCGCGGUCCAAUGUGUCAUCAAAUUACUACAAGACUAAGCUAUGUGUCCACAACUGGUGCAUUUAUGACAUGAAAACUAGCGAUGGGUAUUGCUUUCUAUGGAAUGAGGUCGAAGGUGGGCUGAAUUCUGAUGAGUUCGCAACGAUUUUAUCUAAUUUCUUUACAGAUAAAGUAAUCCCGAAAAUGGGAGAUGACAACAGAUACAUAACCUUGUAUACGGAUGGGUGUACGUAUCAAAACAGAAACGUCAUUUUAAGCAACGCUCUCCUCAACAUAGCCAUGCUGCAUAAUGUGACAAUUGAGCAAAAAUAUUUGGAAGUAGGUCACACCCAAAUGGAGGUUGACAGUAUGCACGCAAUGAUAGAAAAAAAACUAAAAAAUCAAGUCAUAAAUGUUCCAGCCGAGUACAUCACUAUUUGCAAGAAUGCAAAAAAAUCCAAACCAUAUAUAGUUGAAUACCUAAACUAUUCUUACUUCAGGAACUUUAAAAACUUACAGUUUUACAACUCGAUAAGACCAGGAAAAAUGAAAGGAGAUCCUAAGGUUACCGACAUACGAGCUCUUAAAUAUACACCAUCUAGAGAAAUAUUUUAUAAGCUUAAAUUAACUGAAGAUUAUAAACUGCUCAAUCAACGUAGGAAUGCCCGAAUUAACAACAUUCCUUUUCAUAAUUUACCUGACCUGUACAAUGAACGCAGGAAAAUUACAAAAAAAAAAUAUUUAGAUUUACAACAAUUAAAAAAUUCAAUGCCAAGAGAUUACCAAAACUAUUAUGACAACCUUCCUCAUGAAGCCUAA